CACCUCUCUCACCUCGCGGGCGCGUUUUGACUUCUUCAUCACAUCGAGCCUCAAGCUCGCUGGUUCAUUACCUCUUUUCUUAUUCUUCCACUCCCACUCUUCUACACACAACACCCCUUUUCUUAUAAUAUAUCCAAUGGCAGGCCUAACACCCCAACACUCCCACCCCAUGGGGCGAAUGGUACUAGACUUUACCAGCCCCAAUCAAUGUGUCGUACAGAUGGCCGCGCCCCCCGCAUGUGGCUGUGGCAAUACCUUCGAGAUCGUCGUUAAACAGCAAAGAAUCGACACUGAUUCUAUAUGCAUUACGCCUACGGGGCCCCUCCCAGGACCCGUAGAUCAGCAAUCCCGUCCUGUCAGCCUCCCCGCACCGCCGGGCAACGGGGACCCGUCUCCGUCAUGGUGGACGACGAGCUGGCCGAUGGAUCCGGGAACGGUGGAUCAGAAGACGCCGCCUAAGCCUUACCAUGUCCCUGUGAAGGAGGACCCCGCGGUGCCGCGGCCAACCGUCAACCACCCUUCUUCUCAUCCGGUGUACACCAAGCUGCCUGUUUCCACGCUCAAGCCCGGCGACCCCUCGCCUACGCCAGUCGUCAUUAUCCCGUCCUCAAAAAAUUCCACAUUAUCAACAACAUCUGGCACUACAAGUUCCCGAGUCACGUCUUCGCCGACGAAAAGCAGCCCCACGGUAGCAACUAUCACGAGAGUAGUCACGACCUCGCCCCUGCCGCCUCCGUCGCGGCCGCAGCAGCCUUCCCCAUCUCGCUCCGCCAGCCCGCCGGCGCCGACGUCCGGGGUCUGCAACGCGUCGUACACGAGCAUCGACGUGUCGGAGCUCACGGGCCUCGAACCGCACUACUUCUCGCAAUACCUGAACCUCCUCGGGAUAGGGGACCUGCUCGACGAGAUCCUGGGAGGCGUCGAGGGGCUCCUCAAGGGGCUCAUAGGCAAAGGGGGCAACCACCCCAAGCUCGUGCACGAGUUCCGCGUGCGCUGCGACGUCGACAUCCCCGAGAGCCCCGUGUGGCCCGAGUGGAACGAGGAGAGGCACGACGUGACGGAUGGCGAAAGGGGGUGUUUGGAGACGUGCGAGAGGCAGGUCAUCAAGAUGGCGGGCAUGGGGCUGCUGCAGGAGUGCAUCGGGGUUGCGUAUCGGGAUAAACCUGGUAUGGGGAAGGCGAGGGAGGGGGAGGGAGAGUGUAGGUUCUGGAGAGGCGAUGGGGAUAAGCAUGAGUUUUUGCCGGUGGAUUCGUUGCCUAGUGCGAAGGGGGAGAGAAGGCCUGGGGAUGGAAGGUGGCAGAUUAUUUAUAUGUGAGGUUGGUUUUUUCUUUCUGUCAUUUUUCUCGAUUCUUCUCUCUCUUUUUUUUUUUUAAUUAAAAAGGUGGGAGUUGGGGAGUUGGAGGGUGAGUCUCACUUUCGAUAUCAUGUAUUUAUACUUUGGCUUAACAGGUGUAUGGGGGAUUGUCUUCUGAGAUCGUUGAUGAGGGUGUCAUGGGAGACAGAGGCGG
This is a messenger RNA of Xylaria bambusicola, 1508 nucleotides long. RefSeq lists its product as uncharacterized. The coding region runs from base 137 to 1315 and encodes 392 amino acids. The record is from RefSeq and is a predicted model, not a curated record. The transcript has a single exon. NCBI's taxonomy places the organism in Eukaryota, Fungi, Ascomycota, Sordariomycetes, Xylariales, Xylariaceae.